Molecule: messenger RNA, 669 nt
Organism: Mya arenaria
Lineage: Eukaryota; Metazoa; Mollusca; Bivalvia; Myida; Myidae
Exons: 4
Coding region: 43-669 (208 amino acids)
Molecular function (GO): protein binding
Source: RefSeq, a predicted model, not a curated record
GCGUGCUUCAAUAUUUUAAUCGUUUUGUCAUGGGCUUUUGCUAUGACUUCUGGCCAACAAGAAGAGCACUUGAAAAUGGAACUCGGAGAACUUCGAACUACAAUCAAUGACUUGAUGCUGACGUACCAAAAGGACAUUGGGCUCAUCCAGGCAAACAGCGCUAAAAAUGAUGAGGACAUUGCCAUAUUACAAUUUGAAAAUGCCCAGCUGAAGAAAGAGAUGGAGUCGUUGAAACAGGCGUCCACACAAGGGCUCGCUCAAGGGGGGAACCGUAGGGCCCGUCGACAGGGUUCGGAAGGACCAGCGGCCUUCACUGCAUGUAUUGGGGCCGCCGAUCUGACCAAUCUUGGUAACCAUCACGUGAUCGUGUUCGACCACCUUCUCACAAACUAUGGCAACGCCUAUCACAAUACCACUGCCCACCACGCUUUGUACCUGGAAAUCGUACAAGAUGGUCGAGUCAUCGACGAUGUCCUGUCCGAUGCCGGAUCAAGCUCAACUUACGCCAGUGUUGGUGAAAUGUGGACCCUAAAGCUACAGCGUGGGUCCGAGGUUUGGAUACGUGCAAGAGUUGCCCCUAACACACUCGCUGACAUCCAUGGACACUGUCAUACCAUGUUCUCGGGGUUUCAGUUGUUUGAAAUCGAAGGCAUGAACCUGAUUGGUUAA